UGUGUCAGAAGUAGUGAAAUUUUCCUAGUCACUGUUGCGCAGAACUCUCUUCAAUUCCCUGCAGAAGGGUGGGCUACCAAUUUUCAGCCUGAGAGAAGGUGUGCUAGAGCCUUGGGCUGGUCGUCUGCAAGGUGCAUCGACAGCAACUGGUGCUCAGCUCCGCACCCGUGCGGCGCAAACUUUCUGCAACUUUUCAAGCAAGAGGAAGGGGGAAACUGGGGGCACGUAGAGAGGAGGGGGCGGGAGGCAAGUGGGGCUAGAAGCGAAACCAAAGAUUGAGGCUAGCAUGAGGGCGGAUGCCCGCUGAGCCGCGGGCCUGAAAGGGAGCCAAUCGGGCAGCCCCGAAUGCUGCCAAUCAGACGACUCCCUCCAAUCCCACCCGUGCCAUUUCCAAAAUCUCGGUCCCACUGUGCAGCUCAAAUGUGGUGUUCGUUCUGCCAAUCGCUGGAGGACAGAGUGGGGAAAGGAAUAAGAGGAGUUAGGAGACAAGGACAAAAGAAGUUAAAGAGCGCUUAAUAUAUACAUGUUUUUGAAGGCAGGCAGAGGGGAAAAAAUAACAACAGUGAGGGUAUAUGGGCCUGAUUGUGUGGUACUGAUGGAGCCCCCUUUGAGCAAGAGGAAUCCGCCGGCGCUGAGAUUAGCAGAUUUGGCAGCGGCUCAGCCCCAUCCGCAUCAGAGUAUGACAGGCUUCCCCGGACUGGGGAGUCAACCCGCUCACUCCCACCACCACGCUGCAGCAGCAGCCGCCGCCGCCGCUGCAGCUCACCUACACCCCAGAGAUCUGGGGAGUGACCCCGGAGUAGCCCUCACUCCUUUCGGACCUGAGCACAUGGCUCAGGCAAACGCGCUCAAACUCAGCCCUCCCUCCCAGCCGCCUCCAGCGCACCCAGAAGCCCAGGCGGUAGCAGCUGCCACUGCCGCGUUUGCCUUGAAGUCCGGCGCGGGCAACUACCCCAGCGGUGGGGGCAGUACAGCGCAGUCUGCACCUCCUCCCCCAGCCCCUCCUCUUCCCUCCUCCUCUUCCCCUUCUCCCCCUCCCCCUCCCCUUCCUCCUCCUCCUCCUCCUCCUCCUUCUGCCCUCGCGGGCUACACCGCCACCAACAGUGGUGGCGGCGGCUGCGGCGGCGGCAGUGGCAGCAUUAGCGGCAGCAGCAAGACCAACAGCAGGGACUUCAUCCUCAGGAGGGAUCUUUCCACCACGGCCCCUGCUGCUGCCAUGCACGGGGCGCUUGGAGGGGAGCAGCAUUCCCGGGCAGGCUCCCCCCAGCACCCACCCCCGCCUCCCCAUUCUAGCAGCAUGUUUAUCUCCUCAACUGGAGCCUAUGCAGCGCCGGAUGGGUCUGGAGGAGGAGGCGGCGGGGGUCCUGCGCUGUUCCCUGGGCUGCAUGAGCCAUCUGGGGCCCCUGGGAGCCACCCCCACCCGCUGAAUGGCCAGAUGCGCCUGGGUCUGGCUGCGGCGGCCGCGGCGGCUGCGGAACUGUAUGGUCGUGCGGAGCCACCCUUUGGACCCCGCUCUGGAGAGUCCCACUACGGGGCAGCAGCGGCCGCGGCAGCAGCCGCAGCCGCUGCGGCAGCUUCCCUGCACAGCUACGGCUCCUUGAACUUAAACCUGAACCUGGCGGCGGCGGCGGCGGCGGCAGCAGUGGGGCACGGGCAUCACCAUCACCACCACCACCCUCCACCACCCGCACCUCCACCACCUCCGCCUCCUCCGCCUCCUCCUGCUCACCACCCCCACCAUCAUCACCCCCACCAUCCCGGGGCGGCAGCCGCAGCCGCUGCCGUGGCUGCAGGGGCCUUCCUCCGGUACAUGAGGCAGCCAAUCAAGCAGGAGCUGAUCUGCAAGUGGAUCGACCAGGAAGAGCUGCAGCAGCAGCAACAGCAGCAGCAGCAGCAUCCGCCGCCCCCUGCCUCUAAGCCUUGCUCCAAAACUUUCAGCACCAUGCACGAGCUGGUGAACCAUGUCACUGUGGAGCACGUGGGGGGCCCGGAGCAGAGCAGCCAUGUCUGCUACUGGGAGGACUGUCCCAGAGAAGGCAAACCCUUCAAGGCCAAGUACAAGCUCAUUAAUCACAUCCGUGUGCACACCGGAGAGAAGCCGUUCCCCUGCCCCUUUCCCGGCUGUGGGAAAGUCUUCGCCCGCUCAGAGAACCUCAAGAUUCACAAGCGCACUCAUACAGGGGAGAAGCCCUUUAAAUGUGAAUUUGAUGGAUGUGACCGAAAAUUUGCCAAUAGCAGUGACCGAAAGAAACAUUCCCAUGUCCAUACCAGUGAUAAGCCCUACUACUGUAAGAUUCGAGGCUGUGACAAAUCCUAUACACACCCUAGUUCUUUAAGGAAGCACAUGAAGAUCCAUUGCAAGUCUCCUCCACCUUCUCCAGGUGCCCUUGGUUACCCAUCAAUGGGGACCCCAAUAGGAGCCCCCUUGUCUCCUGUCCUGGACCCAGCCAGGAGCCGUUCUGCCACUCUUUCCCCUCAGGUCACCAAUCUCAAUGAGUGGUAUGUUUGUCAGGCCAGUGGAGCCCCAAACCACCUCCAUACACCUUCUAGCAAUGGAACCACUUCAGAAUCAGAAGAUGAAGAUAUUUAUGGAAACUCGGAUGCUGCAAGAACUAUUCACUAGAAAUAAUAAUACUAGUCAAAAUAAUAAUAAAAGUUUUCAUUAUGGAAGUCUUUGGACUAUUUUCCUGAACCGAGACAAUGUAGAGCCCGAAACAAACCGAUGGCUCAGAAAUGCCACCUGGUUUAACUAGCCCUAUUUAUUCUGUAUGAAACCCUAUGGUGUUUGUAUACUUAAUUUAAUUAAGAUACUUGGAACUUUUUUUUUCUUUAAAAAAAAAUUUACCAAGCUGGACUGACUUAGUGAACUAAGUUGUAUGUUGCAGGGGGAUAGGAGGUGGGGGCUAAUAUGCCCAAGGAAAUGAAUGGACAGACAGAUCAGUUUGUGGAAAUACACACUGCCAGUGUCAAUGCAAUAGUUCUUAUAAGGGAGGGAAAAAGUAUUGAGGAAAGACUGAGACUACAAGCUUAAGAAGGCCCUCUGCAUUUCCUGGAGUGCCUCUCAAAACCCUUUUGACACCAUUCUGUGGGCUGCUUUUCAGCCUAGUUAGGCCCUGAUUCUGCAAUGGCCUCUUGAUUGUAAACUACCAACUGCUGCAUUACCAACAGAGCUUGGACUGUACGAGUCCAAAAAAAAUUUGUAAGACCCUUCUUUAAGUUCUGAGAUUUUGUAAUUUUUUACUUUCUACUCUCUUGUCAUUGGCCUCUCCAUAACAUGGUAUUUUUAUAUGGAAUUAUUUCCUUGCUUCCCCAAUUGUGUGAUUUAAACAAAAAAGCAGCAACCUUAAUCUUAUCUCCAUAUUUUAUACUACUGUGAUCAUUCAAGCAAAUCUGGAGAAAAAGCUGCUGCUAUUUGACAAUUGUGAUACUGUGAUAUUUUAUAAAUUUUUAAGAAAUUCAAGUGCUUUCUUUCAUUUUGCUAAGUCUUUUUCUUUAACCUGGAAAAUCAGAUGCUGCCUCUUUAAUGUGUCCAAACCACUUGUGUAAUAAAUAGAAUAUGUUAUUAUGUUAGCAGUUCUUGGAGAUGCCAAGUUAACAGUCAAGUUUAAGAAGCUGCGAUGCUGGUGUUAUCUAUUUUUUUCUCCUGAAAGUUGUUUUUAAACAGACCAACUCCACUUUUAUACUCUUGUGUAUCAACCCUUUAAAAUGCUUUAUUUUUCCAAUGCCUAAAGCCCUAUUUGUAUUUUUUCCACCUGAACACUAAGCACACAAAACUCAUGCCAUUUGAAAAUGACAGUGUGUAGUGUGUGAUUUACAUUAAACGGGGGGGUGUUGUUAUAAAUAUUAAAAAAUUUAAAAGGUUUAUAGUUACAGCCAAACAGUGAUGAAUGUGUGGCCUUUGCCAUAGCUGUCAAGCUAGGAAAUAAAAGGUCAAGGACCUAGGACAAUAACUCUUAGUCAAUUUAUUUUCGGUUGGUACAACACAUUUCAUGUGCAAAAUGUUAGUCCAUCAUAAACAUCAUACAGAUACACUAAAGAGCACUAAUUUAUCCUCAGAGACCCUGAAGACAUUUCCUCCCCAGGGUUUAUAAAAAUUUGUUUUGUGUGCUGUGAGUGGUUGAUGUAGUCUUGUCGCUGUUAAUAACUUGUAUGUGAACACUAUUAUUUUGUACAGUUGAAUUAAUUUAUUUUCAGACACCAUCUUCCCUCACUCACCCCUAUUCCUACCCUCAUCCUGGAAGAGUACAAAGCACACCAAAGAGUUAUAUUAUAAAUUUUGGUGAAAGAUUGUCAUUUAUGAUUCCAUGGUUUGUAUAAAAAAGAAAAGAAAGUGAAAAUAUAUUUUUAAGAUUACUUGAAUGAAUAGCAUAAUGUGAAAAACAAGACUCUUCCUGCAUGUUUCCUUUGCAUUGUGUUGGUUAUAAAAUAAUAUAUAUAGUUUAUAGAUAUAUUAUAUGACUAGUACAGUGCAUGGUGCUGUAACUUUGGAAGCCUUUAAACAUUGUCUUCAGAUUGUUAUGGUGAAUAUAAAAGAUAAUCCCUGCUUUUAGGCAAAAAACAAAACUUGAAUAUAAAAUAAUUUAACACUUGCAAAGUUUAUUUGAUUUGCAUAUUCUCACAUCCCUUCCAAAUAAACAAAAUAAGAGUAAGGUGUGAAUUUUUGGAGGUUAAUUUAUGUUUUAUAAAAAACUGAAUAGGAUAAAAAUUUCUGACUUAUGUUUUAUUUAUAAUUUUUUUGACAAGUUUGCACUAUGCUUUAUUAUUCUAUAGAAUUGUUUAUUAUGAAAUGAAGGACUGUUACCAUUUUAUGUACUUUUCCAUACAUAGGAUUACUCAUUUCUUAGAUUUAUCAGUCCAUGAGACAUCCCCAAAUAAAAGAAUCUGUACCUCCAACAGAAAUCAAGCAAGAGUGAUUGUGAGGUUUAAAAAACAAUGACCUAAAUAAAGAGCAUUAUGUAUUGCCUAUGUUUUACAUAGCUGCA
Monodelphis domestica (gray short-tailed opossum) is the source of this 4982-nucleotide messenger RNA. RefSeq names its product Zic family zinc finger 5 (gene ZIC5). The record is from RefSeq and is a predicted model, not a curated record. Gene Ontology annotation, molecular function: DNA-binding transcription factor activity, RNA polymerase II-specific; RNA polymerase II cis-regulatory region sequence-specific DNA binding. Gene Ontology annotation, cellular component: nucleus. Gene Ontology annotation, biological process: regulation of transcription by RNA polymerase II. Lineage: Eukaryota; Metazoa; Chordata; Mammalia; Didelphimorphia; Didelphidae.